GAGCCCGGCGCGGUUGCUGCGCUUCCCCGCCUAUGCGGUGCGCCAGCGCCUGCCUGGCGUCACCAAGGCAUGGGAAGCUUCGGGCUCUCGGCUCUCGGGGCUUUGCAGGUCCUUGUCCGUGAGGGAGGGAGAGGCUCCGUCCAUCUUUGCCGGCGCAGCUUGGCGGAGA
Molecule: messenger RNA, 169 nt
Organism: Effrenium voratum
Lineage: Eukaryota; Dinophyceae; Suessiales; Symbiodiniaceae
Source: the annotation of a GenBank genome assembly